Molecule: messenger RNA, 3471 nt
Organism: Melospiza melodia melodia
Lineage: Eukaryota; Metazoa; Chordata; Aves; Passeriformes; Passerellidae
Product: cyclin-dependent kinase 16-like
Biological process (GO): protein phosphorylation; neuron projection development; exocytosis
Cellular component (GO): cytoplasm; nucleus; synaptic vesicle
Molecular function (GO): cyclin-dependent protein serine/threonine kinase activity; ATP binding
Source: RefSeq, a predicted model, not a curated record
GUGCAGUGACGCCCGGUGUGCCCAGAUGGGCACGGUGGGCAGGGGCUGCCCGGGUGUUCAGGGUCGGUCCCAGGUGUUCAGUGUGGCCCCAGCUGUGCCCAGAGGUGCCCAGGUGUGCAGGGCACUCAGGUGUCCGGUGACCCCACCUUUGCCCAGGUGUGUAGAGCGGCUCCAGGUAUGCCCAGCUGUGCCCACGGCUCAGAUACGCAGUUGCCCCCAGGGCAGGGCCAUGGACCGGAUGAAGAAGAUCAAGCGGCAGCUUUCCAUGACGCUGCGGGGCGGCCGCGCCCCCGACAAGGCCCUGGGGGGGGACCCCCGCGAUGGCACCGGCAGCGACAGCGAGCCGGGGGGGGACGAGGCCCGGAUGGGGUCGGACGGGGAGAGCGACCCCCCCUCGGGGACAUCCUCGGAGGAGGUGGCGUCACCCGUGAGGCUGCGGCAGCACCCGCGGCACGGAGCCUGCGAGGAUGUCACCAAGCGCCUGUCCCUGCCCGCUGACACCCGCCUGCCCGAGGGGGGGCUGGGGCUGCCGGGGCCCCUGAGCCGCCGCCUGCGCCGCGUCUCCCUGUCUGAAAUCGGCUUCGGGAAAUUGGAGACGUACGUGAAACUGGACAAACUGGGAGAGGGCACCUACGCCACGGUGUACAAGGGCCGCAGCAAGCUGACCGAGAACCUGGUGGCGCUGAAGGAAAUCCGGCUGGAGCACGAGGAGGGGGCGCCGUGCACGGCCAUCAGAGAGGUGUCCCUGCUGCGGGAUCUCAAGCACGCCAACGUGGUGACGCUGCACGACAUCGUGCACACGCCGCAGUGCCUGACGCUGGUCUUCGAGUACCUGGACCGGGACCUGAAGCAGUACCUGGACGAUUGUGGGAACGUCAUCAGCAUGCACAACGUCAGGCUGUUCCUGUUCCAGCUGCUGCGCGGUCUCGCCUUCUGUAACCGUCACAAGGUUCUGCACCGCGACCUCAAACCCCAGAACCUCCUGCUCAGCCGCCGGGGGGACCUCAAGCUGGCGGAUUUCGGCCUGGCCCGUGCCAAGUCCAUCCCCACCAAGACGUUCUCGAGCGAGGUGGUGACGCUGUGGUACCGCCCGCCCGACAUCCUGCUGGGAUCCACGGAGUACAGCACCCAGAUCGACAUGUGGGGGGUCGGCUGCAUCUUCUCGGAGAUGGUGACGGGGCGGCCGCUGUUCCCCGGGGCCACAGUGGAGGAGCAGCUGCAUUUCAUCUUCCGCCUGCUCGGGACCCCGACGGAGGAGACGUGGCCGGGCAUCGGUGCCAACGCCGAGUUCCGGGCACACAAAUACCCCCUGUACCCGCCCGAGGGGCUGCGGCAGCACGCGCCACGGUUGGACGAGGACGGCGCCGACCUCCUGGGGCAGCUGCUGCAGUUUGAGGGGCGGCGGCGGGUGCCGGCGGCGGAGGCCAUGGGACACCGGUUCUUCAGCUGCCUGGGGCCGCGCGUCGGCAACCUGCCCGACACCACGUCCAUCUUCGCGCUGAAGGAGAUCCAGCUGCAGAAGGAGCCGGGGCUGCGCACGGGGCCCCUGCCCCCCACAGGUUCUUCCGCCUUCCGGGUGCUCGACACCGAAUUCUGAUGUUAAGCAGCCCCCGGAUCGCUGCUGCGUUUCCCCCAAGGACCCCCCAAAAUCGGGGCUGGGGUCCCCCCCAAAAAAACCUCCAGGACUUUGGGGACACCCCAAAACUCCUCAUGAAGGGGUCAGGGGGGUCCUUGGACUGCUGACCCCCCAAAAAACCCCAACACCCCCCAAGGAACUGCUGCUGGAUUUUGGGGGGGGGGGGUUUCACUGGGACCCCCAUUGUGGGGGGGUGGAAUUUGGGGUGUCCCCCCCCAUUUUUUGGGGUCCCCUCCCCAUUUUUUGGGGUCCCCUCCCUAUUUUUUGGGGUCCCCCCCCAUUUUUUGGGGGGUUCUUCCCCCCCCGAUUUACGUCGAGUUUUAUUUUUUCAAGGCAAUAUUAUAAAUCAGAGUCUAUAUCGGCCCCUCCCCCCGCCGGGGCGGGGCCUAAAUGGGAGGGGCCUAAAGGGGGUGGGGCCUAAAGGGGAGGGGCCAAAAAGGGGCGGGGCCUAAAGGGGAGUGGGGGGAGGGGCGUGUGCUCGGAGGUUAUUCGUGCUUUACUCCAGGGUUACUCGGGGUUGGGCCCUUUCCACUCCAAGGUUACUCAGACUUUACUCCAAGGCUGGACCCACUUCACUCCGUAGUUACUCCAGGCUUAGUCAGACUUUACUCCAAGGUUGGGCCGUCUUUACUCUGUGGUUACUCCAGGGUUACUCAGACUUUACUCCAAGGCAGCUCAGGCCCCGCUCUGGGCCACCCCUGCCCUACUCCAGCCUUACUCCAGGGUUACUCAGCCUCCUCUCGCUCCUGCUCUUGGUUACUCCUGAGUUACUGCAGGUUCUUACUCAGAGCCUCCUCCGGUCUCACAUUGAGGUUGCUCCGGACUCGAUUCUUACUCAGACUUUACUCCAGAGUUACUCACGGCCAGGGUGGGGCCUCGGCUCCAACUCAGCCUUUGAGGGACUCAGGACUUGCCGGCGGAAUUUACUCCAGACUUACUCCAGAUUUACUCAGCUCCUCACUCCAGCCUUGCUCAGCUCCCCCUUGCUGGGUUGUUUUGGGUCCUUUGGCGCUGCUCACACCUUACUCUUACCUUCCUCACACCUUACUCCGGGUGCUUGGAUCCUUUUUGCCUUUGCUCUGCGCUUACUCCGCCCUUACUCGGCGCUUCCCGCGCUCGCUCAGCCCCUGCUCGGAGCUGCCUCAGCCUUUACUCGGAGCUUACUCAGCCCUCGAAUGGACAUUGCUCGGCCUUUACUCAGAGGUUGCUCAGCCUUCUUCACAGACAUUACUCAGCCUUUACUCGGAGGUUACUCAGAAGUUGCCCAGUCUUUACUUGGAAGUUACUCAGCCCUUGAACAGACGUUACUCACCGAUUACUCCGGGGUUACUCCCAGCCCACCCACAAGAGACACGUCUCCCCUCACUGGAUACUCUGGGGUUACUCCCCCUUUACUCCGAGGUGAAGUUUCACUCCAGGGCUACCCCCACGCUACUCUGGGGUUACUCCACUGUUACUCUCACUUUACCCCAAGGUUACUCCGGGGUUGCUCCCACUUUGCUCUGGUUUUACUCUGAAGCUCCUCCCCCUCCCCCAGCCUCACUCAGGACCGCCCCUCCCCCCUGGGGGCGUGGCCUCGCUCUGGGGGCGUGGCCUCUUCACAGUGGGCGGGAUCUCUGUGGCUCCGCCCCCUCCCUGGGCAGGGGGGGAGGGGCGGGGGGAGCCGUGGGCCGCGAUGGGGGGAGGGGAGGGGGGAGGGGCGGCACGGAGCCCGGGGGGGCGGGGCGAAAUAGGCUCCGCCCUCCUUUAUGACGUCACUGGGGAGGGCAAAGGGGCGGGGCCGUGGCGUUUCGGCUGUAACGGGACCGGACCAUUAAAACCUCCCCGGGAGCGGC